Messenger RNA from Vollenhovia emeryi, 5232 nucleotides. RefSeq lists its product as uncharacterized. The record is from RefSeq and is a predicted model, not a curated record. The transcript has 9 exons. Gene Ontology annotation, molecular function: serine-type endopeptidase inhibitor activity. The coding region runs from base 850 to 4200 and encodes 1116 amino acids. Gene Ontology annotation, cellular component: basement membrane; extracellular region. Gene Ontology annotation, biological process: cell-matrix adhesion. Lineage: Eukaryota; Metazoa; Arthropoda; Insecta; Hymenoptera; Formicidae.
UUCCGCCAUGUCUUGUUAAGUAAAUAAAGUAGUGCACAUCGGUCUGUGAGUGACGCUACUAUACAAGACAUGGCGGAACUCUUGCCUCACUUUUCAGCUCAAAGGUAGCAGUCUAAUAGUAGAGGCAAGUCCUCUAUUAUGAGAUAGAAUUCUAAUAUAAGAUAGUAGGUUUUCAACGUCCAAAUUCAACGAUUACACGAUCCAACAAUCAAUUCUCCACUAAACAGGCUUCACUCCGAGGGCGAGAAAUUCCUGGUGGAAUCGUCGGUCAAUGUCUACAUAUUAAUUUAGCAGAAACCCCGCCAUUAGGAGCCUAUAACAGGAGACUUUCCUCCAUCUGUGGGUCUGGGACGCGAGCGGCCUCCCUCGCGCGCGCGGGAUUUACCACGUAAAUCCCCUCGCCGAGAUCCUCCUUUCGGAGCGCGAUCGAUCUCGAUCGCUCCGACGUGGUCGCGCGACGACGGACGCGCGCCGCUGGUGAACGUGUCGUACGCCGGUCGUCAGGAGGGCCGUAGAAUUCUAGAAGGGGGUCAUCAUACGAGGCCGCCGAGCGGCGGCCCGGCACGGGACGGGAACCAGUACACGGGUGUCGUUCUGCGCGGACUGAACGGAAGGAGCGAGAGGCGCGCGUCGGAGGAACCACGUACGGGAGAGUGCCGUCGUUGUAAAUAAACGGAACGCAUCGUCGCGCCGGCGGUGCUACCACACGGCUGUCCGCGCACGGGGUGCCAGAGGGUUUCGUAGCGCCGAGAGGAUUUACCGCCGGGAGUCCGCCGGUGUCGUCCUCGGGAACGAAUACGAUCGCGAGAUAAUAGCGGCCGGCUCCAAAAAUUACUUGAUGCGCUGAGGAUGCGCCGUGAUUUCUGCAACGGUGGGCUUGCCUGCGCCGUUGUGUGGGUGUCGUCGACUUGUCUGCUGCUCGUCCUCUCGACAUCGAUCACCGCCGCGAAUCAACCAGUUUUUACAGCGAUAUCCACAGGACCGGAAAUCGAAAAAAGAAAAGCGCUCUUCUUUCCCUCUCCUUUUUCCCCAGGUUUUGCCAAGCUAAUAAUAGUUUACGGUGUUUCUCCCCAUGAUCAGCCAAAGGCUUGUUCUUGUUGCUCUGAAGACGAAUUUAAUGUACCAGUCAAAAAAUUCUUACGCAACAAAACAUGUUUUAAUCGCAAUUUCAGAGUUUUGCAAUCAAUCGAUUCCCAUCCCAAUGUGUUACAGCAGGAUGCAUGUCGUCUCAAUAAAUAUCGAGGGCAAUCCGAUUUGCAUGCCAAUAACAAAUCAAAUUUCUCCUACACUAAGCCGUUGCUGAGAGUCGCCGGUCGAUGUCCGUCCCUCGUCGAACAGAAUGUGUGCCCGUCGAGGGCGCCGGCCUGCGAGAAUGACUACCAGUGCCAAGGCACGCCGGAGGAACGCUGCUGCGGAACCGCGUGCGGCCUCCGCUGCGUCGCGGGCGAGCUGACCGGAUGCGAACAGCUGGCGUUGGCGGCUGUGAGGAGGUCCCGGGCCCUCGGCCCCCGGGGUCCCUCGCAGUUCGUGCCGCGAUGCAACAACGUGACCGGCGAGUUCGAGAGGAUACAAUGCGAGCCGCACGGCCGCAGCUGCUGGUGCGUCGACGAGAUCGGCGCCGAGAUACCUGGCACCAGGGCGUCCAGCAAGGACGUCAUCGACUGCGACAAGCCCCGCAACUGCCCGGCUCACAGCUGUCGGAUGCUCUGCCCCUUGGGAUUCGAAGUAAAACCGAGAUAUAAAUUCAAAAUGUAUUUCUCCUCGCGAAAAUAUUUAGUGUGCGAGUACCUGCGGGAUUUCAACGAUCGCAUGGAGGGUACGAGGGAGGGAAUGUUCCUGGCGAUCCCAGCACCUCAGUGCGAACCGGACGGAGCCUACAAGUCUCUGCAGUGCCACAAUGGUACCAGCUGCAAGUGCGUGAACCACCGCGGGGUGAUGCUGAAGACUGGACUGGACCCGGCCGCCCCGGCCGACUGCGAGGCCGUCAAGGAGCUCACGCGGGUCUGCAAGCGUCUGUACUGCAACCUGAUCUGCCCGUACGGCUACGAGGUGGAUGCAGCCGGUUGCGAGCAGUGCCGCUGCCACGAGCCGUGCCGCGACGUCACCUGCGACUCCCACGAGACCUGCACGAUGAUCGACGUCAACUGCGGCUCGAACGAGUACUGUCCGGCGGUGCCGGCGUGCCUCACGACCAAGCCGGGCCAGUGCCCGUACCUCGUACCAAGCUCGUCGAGCUGCGAGCUGCAGUGCAGCAACGAUCAGGAGUGCCCGUCCGGUGACAAGUGUUGCUCGACCGGCUGCGGCACGCAGUGCGUGGCCCCGGUCAUGGCCACGGCCUGCCAGCAUGCUCGCGCGGUCGCCGAGCACGCCGCCAGGGAGUCGGGCGAGCCCGCGAGGAGGAUCUACAUACCAAGAUGUGACGCCGACGGCGCGUUCGAGCCGGUGCAGUGCCACAACGGCAUGUGCUGGUGCGUGGACGAGGAAGGCAAGGAGGCGGCGGGUACUCGGGUCCUCGAAGGGGUCGUGCCGCGCUGUAACACGCCCUUGAGAUGUCCGGAGGUCGAUUGCAAGCUCAACUGUCCGGACGGCUUGGAGCUGGACGCGGACACGGGCUGCCCGACCUGUCUAUGCCGCGAUCCCUGCCGCAGCGUCACGUGCCGCGGCGAGAACGAGGCGUGCCGGAUGGUGGAGGUCGCGUGUAGCGCGCCGCCGUGUCCCCCGGUACCGGUCUGCCUGCCGAAGAAGGACAACCCGUGCCCGAACAGCUCGCCGCUGCUCGAUCAGAACGGCUCGAUCGCGAUCUGCGGCCCGCACGGCCGUCACUGCCCCUCGACGCACAAGUGCGAGCUGUCGCCGUUGGACGAGUACGCGGUGUGUUGCCCGAAGCCGCGCGAGGUCUGCUUCGAGCCGCCCCGGAGGGUGCCCUGCAAUCCGCACGCGGGCCUCAACGAGACCGAGAGGUGGUUCUUCGAUCCGGAGCGCAACGAGUGCCGGCGCAAGCACGAGUGCACCCUCGGCCACAACGACUUCUCCAGCCGGCUGGUGUGCGACACCGUGUGCCCCGUGCUGUCGCAGUGCGAAAGGCUGCGCGAGAAGAACCUGAAGCGGUCGCAGCGACUCAAGCAGCCCACGUUCCUGCCCAAGUGCAAUCCCGACAGCGGCACGUGGGAACCGGUGCAAUGCCUGGAGCACGUCGGUGUAUGCUGGUGCGUGAAUCGCAAGGGUCAGCCGAUCAAGGGCUCGCUGACCCGGGUCGCCGAGCCCAAGUGUAACUUCCGGCAGGCUAGACGCGGCGGCAGGAGGCCGGAGUCGCAGGAGAUAGACCGCGAGAUCCAGGCGGUCAUGGAGGACGCUCUGCUCAACCUGGAGACGGACGAGCGACGAGUGGGGAAGAUACUCGGGACCAGGUGCCAGGCGAUGAAGGACAAGGGCCACGUGCCGGCGAUAUGCGAUCCGCAGGGUAGAUUCGAGCCCACCCAAUGCGCCGGCGAUACGUGCUGGUGCGUAGAUGAAGCCGGCAAUCAAUUGAUCGGGUCCGAGCCGUUCUUGAAGGGAACGAGCAUUUGCCUGCCGACUCCAGUGGAGGCUGUCGACGUGACGCUACGCUUCCCCGGUCGGUUCCUCGCCAGCGACGAGACGCGAUUCGUCCGGGAGGCCGAGAAUUUUCUGCACGAGCUCGGCGCGCGGCUCCGGAAGGACGUGCGGGUGGAGCUCAGUCAGGACUCGGCGAUCCUGAGCUUCGAGAUCGUCGGCGCGAACAAGGUGGACGUGGCGUUCCACUUGGAGGAGCUCACGCGAAUCCAGAAGCUGUCCAUGCUGGGCUCGUCCGCGGACGCGACGACCUCGCGUUUCACGCAUCGCUCAACACCCGUGGCGACGCAGAGCCGGAUCGUCGCGCUGGAGCAACGUGAGAUCCUCACGCAGAUGGAGACGCCGUUCUAUCAAACCGCCACGAUCGUCCUCGCCGCGAGCAGCGCCUUCGUCAUCAGCAGCCUCGUCAUUCUGCUGAUGCUGUACCGCAAAAAGAUGAAGCUAAAGGACCCGGCGAAGACGUUUUCCAUGGACCAACACUUCCUCGCUUACAGCCAACAACCGGUUUACGUGAUAUCAAGAGCAGAGCAGAACGAGAAGGAAAAGGAGACCGCGGUGCAGCAGAUGCUGGAGAGUAUCCAUACGUCGGACACCAUCGCUGGAGCAUAAGGCGCUUCUUGCUCUUGACAGCGGCUAUUAGUAAACAGAAUUAUAAACGAAGGUACAAGAAUUAUGCAACUGGAAGCGCGAAUUAAUAUCGUACACGGUAUAACAUACAUCGUAGUCAGAACAAUGUCAUGUAUAUCUCACUGUCAGUCUCGCCGUAAUUUAUUGUCCACACGAGAUUCAUCGUUGCGGUCCACAGACUUGACGAUCAAACAAAUGCGAUGCUUUUGGACCCGGUGUUUAUUAAUCAAUUUCAUAGAUACAUAAGCCUGUAGAUUCUAUAUGAGCAACUGUCGAGACGUAUCUGAUAUUAUUCGCGUACGCGUAAAGUAUAAGUCGUUCGUAAAUUUGCUUAAGUAAUUCUGAUACAACAUAAGAUGGCUUGAAGAUGUAAUCUACGCUUCUCUAAAGUAAGAUUUAAGAUUCUUUCGCGAAAUUGGAAACAUUUGCCCGCGAAUUACGAGUUUAUCGAUGGACAUUAGUUUGAUCGUCGAGGACCUAGGUAUGGGAAUUGAUUUUAUUAUUUUCAUUGGUAUUUGUCUUCGUUACCUCUUCGAUGUGGGAGUCAUUAACGCAAGGUUUCCCUCGGUCUGGAGAUCCCGAGGUGUAAAAUAUCAUUACGUUAAUACAUCGCACGAUUGUAAAUAGAUUAUUAUAUUUAUAGAUUUAUACUGUGUUCGAUUAUUUAUAUAUAUAGAUGAAUAAAGAUCGGAAUUCCCCUGUUUUCCAAUAACAAGAGCGUUGUAAGCGUUGUACUCGUAAACUAAUGUAGAUUUCAUUACCUUCCCCGUUGUAUUAGGGUAAAAUUGAAAAACGCUGUCAAAUAAUUGAUUAGAAACACGAUUUCCCUCAAUGUUUCCAAUCUUUUAUUCCUUUGCAAAGUAAAUUUUUUAUGAAUACGAUGCCAAAAAGGAAAAUUCUACACGGAGAGAAUUUUCUCUUAAAAUUUAUCCUGCAAAUUAUUCCCUAGUGGCGCAACAUAUUGGCGCAAUAUUGGAAAAUAAUGUAAUUCUAGUAUUGUUGAAUAUUGGCCAA